Molecule: messenger RNA, 2490 nt
Organism: Gloeophyllum trabeum ATCC 11539
Lineage: Eukaryota; Fungi; Basidiomycota; Agaricomycetes; Gloeophyllales; Gloeophyllaceae
Exons: 13
Coding region: 1-2490 (829 amino acids)
Biological process (GO): amine metabolic process
Cellular component (GO): plasma membrane
Molecular function (GO): primary methylamine oxidase activity; quinone binding; copper ion binding
Source: RefSeq, a predicted model, not a curated record
AUGGCAAGUCUCGGGGCGUACGAACCACUUAAGGAGGCGGACCCCUACUAUGACACCCGCACCGCACCCAAGCGCAAAGGGGGCGUUUCUCGUCGCGUAGGAUAUACUCUGCUUGCAGUCCUCGGGGCGAUCGCGCUUUCCGUCUUCUACAUCUCACCUGCGCACUCAGACAGAUCUACGGUACAGUCAGGGGAGUCUUUGACCGGUCUGCUAGGUACGAGGCCGCUCGAACAGUGCGCCUCCAGCCUCCCCCUUGCCGCUAGUCCUCCGGCUCCGGUCAAUAUCUGGGCACCUCUGACAGUCGACGAAAUCGCAUCGGUUCAGAAAUGGCUGGAGGCUCCCAGUCGAGGUCUCAACUUGACUAGCGGCGGCCAAGCUGGCCUGUCAGAUAAUGCUGUCUUCCUGAUCGAAGUGUACCAGCCUCCGAAAGCUGAGGCCCUGGCCUACCUCGAAAACCCCUCCGCAACGAACCUACCCGCGAAGUACGCCAGGGUCACCAUUCACCAUGGCUCAGUGCCCGAGAUCAAAGACUACUUGGUCGGCCCCUUGCCGAUCACUCAGCAGUCGGAAAUGAAGGAGCUGAAGGGUGUCUAUCACCGCGAUGACAUACCUUACCAUGCUCGGGGCUUCAUUUCGGGCAAUGAAUUCGCGACACUCGGGAAAAGAAUUAUGGCGCCGCUAGCUGAGGCAACUCAGGAAUUAUUUGGCGCCUCGGCUUUAGGCUUGGCCAAUGACACAUUACUCGCGGGUAUGAGCGGUCCUUGGAGCUUUGACGGGAGCUUUCGACGGGCGUGGGUGUCCUGGAGACGCAACGUCGCAGGACCUUGGUUGCACCCAGUCAACUUCUUCCAAUACGUCGAUCUCAGCGUCUUUGAGAGCGUCGAGUCGUUCCUCGACGCCUUCCACAACGGGACGCUCAAGAAGCUCCCUGAGAGACCUGACCAGGAUCAAGACCCCUCCUGGAGUACCAGGAAGCGCCCUAACCCCGAUUACAAGCGCGAUCUCGACCACCUUCCUGGCCCUCGCUCUGUCUCCUUUGCCGGCCUCAGAUUCAAAGUCGAUAAGGCCACCCAAUACGUCAGCUGGUUGGGCUGGGGCCUGUACCUUGGCUUCAACCGCGAUAUGGGGCUCAGUCUGUGGGACAUUCGCUUUAGGGGUGAACGUCUGAUCUAUGAGCUCGCUCCUCAGGAGGCGAUCGCUCAGUACGCCGGCAACGAUCCCAUGCAAGCUACCACCGCCUGGCUCGACCGUUUCUUCGGUAUGGGGUUGUCCGUCCGCGACCUUAUGCCCGGCUAUGACUGCCCUCACGAAUCGGUAUACCUGCCCGCUACUACCCACUCCAACAUGGGGAUCAUUACCCGCGAUCGUGCAAUCUGCAUUUUUGAGCAAGAUUCCGGCCGGCCCAUCACCAGGCACACUGGUUAUAUGAAAGGUGAGAUGGGCGCUGUAAAAGGGUACAUCCUUACCAUCAGGACCAUCAGUACUGUCGGAAACUAUGACUAUCUGUUUGACUAUAUGUUCCAUGUCGACGGCACAAUAGAGGGCGGGUACUGGGAACCGAAGCAAGAAGGCUAUGGCGCCCAGAUCCGCGACACAUCCAUGGGAAGUCUGCAUGACCAUGUCAUCAACUAUAAGGUCGAUCUUGACAUGGUCGGCAUGAAAAAUUCCCUUCUCGCUACCACCACGGCGCAGGAGGAGGUCGUACACCCGUGGAUCGAAGAAGACUGGGGUAGCAGGGUCAUCCAGCAGAAGAUCACCCGUCGCUACAUCGAGAACGAAGACGAUGCUCUCCUCAAGUACCCCCACAACUUCCAGGGUUCUUACGCCAUCGUCAAUAAGGACGAGACGAACGCCUGGGGCAGUCCGAGGGGUUAUGCUAUUCAUCCGGGCAACUCUCCAGUUUACAACCUAAUGCCAGUACUUCAGACUGUGGUCGGCUCUAAACGUCUGUUGAAUAAUGCUAACUGGGCUCGGUACAACCUGGCCGUGUCGCGUCGCAAGGACACUGAACCCACGUCCAGUAGCAUGUGGAAUCAGCACCUGCCUGGCGCUCCGAUGAUCGACUUCCACAAGUUCUUUGACGGAGAGAAUAUUACCCAGGAGGACCUUGUCGCUUGGAUUAACUCUGCUGAGCAGACCCUUCGCUGGCUGAGCAGCUGUCAUCAGCCUCAAGCCGAAGAUGUUCCCAACACUCGCACCAAUCUCGCCGCGUCUAGUUUCUUCCUCACCCCGCUGAACUACUUCGAUACGGACGUCUCCAUCGAAUCCAUCAAUGCUAUCGUGCUAACGUCGCCCGAGAAGAGCGGAGAACCCUUCACCUUCGACGACUAUGGCGUCAAGCCGGCCAACUGCAUCCCCGAAGCUGUACCAGAGUUUGAGUACGCCGGAUUGAAGGCCUACACCGUCGAUGGUAAGCCAGCUCCGCAGACGACCGUAGAGGAGCUGAGGAAGCAGGCCGAGCUGUUCCAUCGAAUCAAAGUCGAGAUGUAG